Messenger RNA from Plectropomus leopardus (leopard coralgrouper), 1217 nucleotides. RefSeq lists its product as uncharacterized. Lineage: Eukaryota; Metazoa; Chordata; Actinopteri; Perciformes; Serranidae. The record is from RefSeq and is a predicted model, not a curated record.
UGAAGCUGGAGUCCUGCGCAUUUAUACUGCUUAUAACUCACCUCGAGUACAUCCCGUCCGUGGUGCAAUACUUGAAGCGUUUCUACCAAGACACAUAUUUAUAUAAUACCACAGUGUGCAGAGAGGAAAAUGCCUUUUGCACCAGCGAAGCUGAGUUGUCCCACAGUCCCUCUUUCCAACGGUCUGCAGAUUCCGAUAUUUGGUUUAGGAACAUCACAUCAUGGCGGAUACUCUCAUGAUGCAGUUAUGUAUGCACUCACAGAGUGUGGCGUGCGCCACAUUGACACAGCCAAGCGCUAUGACUGUGAGGAGAAGCUGGGUUACUCUAUCAAAAAAAGUGGGAUACUGCGAAGUAAUCUGUGGGUCACCAAUAAACUGUGGCCAGAUGACUAUGGAUACAAAACUGCAAAGAAGGCCUGCUUUGACUCCUGCUCACGGAUGGAGCUGGAAUAUUUUGAUCUGUACCUGAUGCACUGGCCAGGGUCAUCACGACCUGGGUACUCCAACAGGGAGAUGAGAGCUGAGACCUGGAGGGCUUUGGAGGAACUGUAUAAAGAAGGUGUGUGCUCUGCGAUUGGAGUGAGCAAUUUUCUGGUUCACCACCUGGAAGAGUUAAAGGAAGACUGUAGUGUUGUGCCACAUGUUAACCAGGUGGAGUACCAUCCUUUCCAGCAGCCCAAUCAGCUGAUAGAGUACUGUCGUCAGGAGGGAAUUGUGUUUGAAGGGUACUGUCCCCUGGCCAAGGGUCAAGCCCUCAACAACCCAACCAUUCUCCAGAUAGCAGAAAAAUACGGACGCACACCUGCUCAGAUCUGCAUCCGCUGGAGCAUUCAGAAUGGAGUUGUCACAAUACCAAAAUCCACCAAAAUGAAGAGGAUUCAAGAAAAUGUUCAAGUGUUUGGGUUCCAGCUGGAGGACGUGGACAUGGCCACUUUGGGAAGCUUGCAUGAUGGAAGACACGUGUCUUGGGAUCCAACAAAUGUGGAGUGAAAAUAUGUGAGAAAACUCAGAGUGUUUGUCCAGAUCUAGUUUUGACAUUACCUGUUGGCUGAAGAAGUAAUCCUGUGAUUGUUAUAGGGUUUUAAUCAGUACUUUGUUAAUUAGCAGUGUGUCACACUUUGCUUGAGGGGAGACUCUGCUGUAAUGUGAAGUUAAUAUAUCUUAGCUACCUCAUCUAGAGCGGAUAAACAAAUGGGCAUGUGAAUUGAGAAGGACCA